Molecule: messenger RNA, 677 nt
Organism: Elaeis guineensis (African oil palm)
Lineage: Eukaryota; Viridiplantae; Streptophyta; Magnoliopsida; Arecales; Arecaceae
Product: protein RSI-1
Source: RefSeq, a predicted model, not a curated record
GUCCUGCGGUACCGAUGAGGGCAGUUCUCGUUCCUGAUCUAUAAAUUGGAAGCCCCAUCCAUCACCCCAUCUCAUUCCAAUCAAUGCUCUCUCCAUUGCUUCUCAUCGAGAGGUAAAGAAACAUAGAGAGAGAGAUUCUAGUUUGCAAUGGCAACAGCUUGUUCUCGUGUCUCCUGCUCACUUCUGGUAUUGCUUCUUCUGGCACUGUCUUUGGUUGGGAGCGUCCAUGGACGGCUGAAGCCUUCAGAUUGCCAACCGAGAUGCCAAUACCGGUGCUCGGCUACGUCCCAUAAGAAGCCAUGCAUGUUCUUCUGCCUUAAAUGUUGCGCCCAGUGCCUGUGUGUGCCACCUGGAACCUAUGGCAACAAGCAGGUGUGCCCCUGUUACAACAACUGGAAGACCAAGGAAGGUGGCCCUAAGUGCCCUUAGUCCUUUUUCCCUUUUUUCCAAUGGGAUACCUUGUGGUGCACCAAAUAGUUUCAGUUUAUUAUACGGAUGUCUUAUUUAUGGACGGAUCAUAGUAGAUUGUUCGCCGUUCUUUUAGUAUUCAAGAUGAAGGAGAGAUUCAUGGCCGGGAAAUGUGAAUCCCCUCUUUUGAUGUGGAAGGUGAUUACUGUAAUCUACCCAUAAGAGUUUAAAUAAUUCUAAGAGUUCUUCAUUGGACUGCUAUUUUGGCC